Messenger RNA from Saccharomyces cerevisiae S288C, 162 nucleotides. RefSeq lists its product as uncharacterized. NCBI's taxonomy places the organism in Eukaryota, Fungi, Ascomycota, Saccharomycetes, Saccharomycetales, Saccharomycetaceae. The transcript has a single exon. Bases 1 to 162 code for a protein of 53 amino acids. The record is from RefSeq and is marked reviewed.
AUGAUUCUCGCUUUGGGCGACUUCCUGACUAACAGGAAGACAAAGCAUGCGAGAGGCCCUGGGUUCAAUUCCCAGCUCGCCCCUUUUAUUUUUGAUUAUUUAUUUCCUAUUGGUCGGGUAACAGAUUUUUUUUAUUUUUUUCAAGGCCCUUUUGUUUUGUAA